This is a messenger RNA of Drechmeria coniospora, 564 nucleotides long. RefSeq names its product Ribosomal protein L22/L17, eukaryotic/archaeal. The coding region runs from base 1 to 564 and encodes 187 amino acids. The record is from RefSeq and is a predicted model, not a curated record. The transcript has 4 exons. Lineage: Eukaryota; Fungi; Ascomycota; Sordariomycetes; Hypocreales; Ophiocordycipitaceae. Gene Ontology annotation, cellular component: cytosolic large ribosomal subunit; ribosome. Gene Ontology annotation, molecular function: structural constituent of ribosome. Gene Ontology annotation, biological process: cytoplasmic translation.
AUGGUUCGAUACGCCGCGACCGAGAUCCAGCCCUCCAAAUCGGCCCGCGCCCGCGGUGCCUACCUGCGAGUUUCCUUCAAGAACACUCGCGAGACCGCCCAGGCCAUCAACGGCUGGAAGCUGCAGCGUGCCGUUGCCUUCCUUGAGAAUGUGCAGGAGCACAAGGAGGCUGUUCCCAUGCGACGAUAUGCCGGCAGCACUGGCCGCUGCGCGCAAGGCAAGCAGUUCGGCGUCUCCAAGGCCCGAUGGCCCGUCAAGUCGGCCCAGUUUCUGCUGGACCUCUUGAAAAAUGCUGAGGCGAAUGCCGAUGCCAAGGGCCUUGACACCGGUGCCCUGAUCGUGAAGCACAUCCAAGUCAACCAGGCCCCCAAGCAGCGCCGCCGAACAUACCGCGCCCACGGUCGAAUCAACCCUUACAUGUCGAACCCCUGCCAUAUCGAGCUGAUCCUGACAGAGGCCGACGAGGUUGUGCAAAAGUCUGAGCAGGUUGCCAACCGUGAAGAGCUCCGCCUGAACUCGAGACAGCGUGGCUCUCGCCUUCGCAAGGCCAUCACGGCCUCGUAA